AUGUUCGGAGAUCUCAUUCCCUCCAUCACCAGCGUCAGGAGAAGGCCCCUAUUCCACACCCAGAAGGUUCUCUUUGCGAGUUAUACUAACGCGUGUACACAUCGAUUCGCUUACUACCGGUUCCACAAGCGAGUGGGCAAGGGAUCAUGGAGCAAGUACGUCGAAAGGUUCAAACCCCCAAGGAGUAUCGAAAACACACAGAGACUCAUUUUCAACUAUGAGCCCACGUAUUCAGAAAAAAAAGCGUCCUGCAGCUGGCAGUGGCUGCUCCCCAAAAAAAUCGCGCAAGCCACAACAUCAGACGAGGUUUUAAAUGUCUGGGUGUACUAUCGACACAAGAGAAAAAAAUCGUAUCAUUAUUUAAAGGUUCUGAAGAGGUUAGUCGACGUGGGGACCUGUUCCACCAACGAUUGGAGAUUCAAAUUAAUCACCUCCAGAGUACAGAACAAAAUUAAUACCUUUCUGAAUCUCCCUAGAAUAUGCUACUAUUAUGGAAGAUUAAAAGCCACAGCUCAGUUAGAAGGUAUGACUAAAAUGAUAAGCCAUCGAUUAAAUUGCUAUCUUCCUCAUCAGUUGAUUUUAAUUUUGCGAAGUUUUGCCCUUUGUGAGCUGCAAGACAAGGAACUGUUCUGCAGAAUUAGGGACCAGCUGAAACCCCACGUGCGCACACUCUCAUUUUCGCAAUUGUCUGUAAUCGCGCAGAGCUAUGCGUCCUGCAUGAUUCACGACUUUCUGUUCCUCAGUGUAGUGGCGGAUGAGGUUAUGCUUAGGAUUAAGCUGUGCAACGAGCGGAGCGGAGGCCGACUCGGCGAGUACAAUGCGGGGGAAGAAUCGUGGGCAGAAUCGGCGAUAGAAUCAUUCGUAGCAGACACUGCUGCUGUCGGGGAAGAAGCCCCUCUAGUGCGCGGCCUCGCCGCGGACAACAGCCUCGUGCAGCACAAGCGGGGGCAAUUCUGCUACUACCCCCAAAUGGAGAGCCUAGUCGACAUAGCGGUCUCCUUCGCAAGCCUCAAAUUCCAAAACUACCUCUUCUUUGACUACGUCAGCAGACUCACCAUGUACAUGCUGAAAGAUCCACACAGGAACGUCCUGAAUCCCUACCUCCUAGAGAAAAUUGCCACCUCAUUUUGUAAAUUAAAAAUAAACGACGUAAUCCUAUUUGAGCACAUUCUCAGACAUGUAGCGAUAUACACGUAUGAUUACCCUCCCGGAGUUCUUUGCACACUCGGGUAUCUCUUCUCGUCCACACUACCACAACACUACGGAGCAAUCAACAGGAUUUACAAAAAAAUGAUGCCACACAUAUAUCAAAAUGCAUCCAUUUUAAACAUGGAUACCUUAACCAAGUUCUCUUCCUUUGUACAUAAAGGGACGACAAAUAGGAGCACCAAAAAGGAGUUCCUAUUUCGAGUAAACGACGUUGUCAAGAAGGCAGAAAAUAGAUAUUCCAAAAUGAUGUAUGAUGUUCCUAGGUUGUUGGAGAUUCUCUCGUUUCAUGAAUUGCUGGAUCAGGAUUCUUUUCAAAUUAUGUGCAAACAUAUGCACGGGAAUAUUAAGUACUUCGAGCCAUGUGACUUUAACAGAGCUGCCAGAGCGCUGAACCAUGCCAAGAGAAAAUUCAAUUUCGAGGAUGACAGGAUCGCAAACGCUCUUGCAAGGAAUGUCAUUAAGCAACAUGAUCUGUUUCAUAUUAUCGACUACCACCAAUUUUGUAAGGCCAUUUUAAACACAACUGGAUUGAAGGACACAUACAAGAUUUCCUUGGUCAAGUAUCACAACAGUGUUCCUUUUUUUGGCUUUAAUGAAUUAACACUGGACGGUGAGGUGCCCAUCCAGGAAAAAAAAAGCACACACAGAUAUAGGAAGGGUACCAUCCGUUUUGCUAACAAGAGAUUUGAGCAGGAGUAUCCCCUCCAUAGGGCACUGGCUGACACGUAG
Molecule: messenger RNA, 1938 nt
Organism: Plasmodium inui San Antonio 1
Lineage: Eukaryota; Apicomplexa; Aconoidasida; Haemosporida; Plasmodiidae
Exons: 2
Coding region: 1-1938 (645 amino acids)
Source: RefSeq, a predicted model, not a curated record